AUGGAUAAUGGCGGUACACAACGCAUUAGCCAGGGUACACAGGUUACACAGGGAAUUCAACCUACUCAAUCCACACAAUCACGCGCAGAUGCUACAGCAUCACUUCCAACGAUAGCAACGGUAAUGUCUGGCACAAGUGUUUCACCAGCCAAACAACCUAAGCCAUUCCUACGCGGUAGGGGAUUCGUCAAGACGAACGAGACGCGUCGUAGAACUACGCCGACACUUGAUGAAAUCAGACUGAGACUGCUUCAAAAGCAUGGCAGCGAUAUUGGUACACCUUCAAGACACGUCAGUGAAGGUAAGACGAUGAUUGCGACGCUGGGCAGGAGAGGUGGGGGUGUGAGAGCAGCAACGACAGCCGAGUCAACGCCACCACCAAGAAGAACAGACAUUCCAUCUAUUUCCAUCACGGCAGUAUAG
Molecule: messenger RNA, 423 nt
Organism: Wallemia ichthyophaga EXF-994
Lineage: Eukaryota; Fungi; Basidiomycota; Wallemiomycetes; Wallemiales; Wallemiaceae
Exons: 1
Coding region: 1-423 (140 amino acids)
Source: RefSeq, a predicted model, not a curated record